UGCAAUCCAUUUCUAUGACAACAGAGAAGGCUUUGGCUGAGGAAAUGAAGAGCGCGAUGGAGGGUGACGCCAGGAGAACCAAUCAGGUCCCAGAGGAUCAUGGGGACGUGGAUGACAGUUCAGAGAAGACCCCCAGUAAGGCGUCCAAAUCCCCUCAGAAGAGCACGAAGCGUCCCAAAACCGUCCCUGUCAAAGUCACUCUGCUCGACGGCUCAGACUACGAGAUGGCGGUCGAGAAAUUUGCCAAGGGCCAGACCCUGCUGGACAUGGUGUGUGGCCAUCUGAACCUGCUGGAGAGGGACUACUUUGGCCUGACUUUCCAAGAUACAGACAACUCCAAGAAUUGGCUGGAUCCCUCCAAAGAGAUUAAGAAGCAAAUUCGGGUUGGUUCCUGGGUUUUUGGAUUUUCUGUGAAGUUUUAUCCCCCUGAUCCCUCAGUUCUCAUUGAAGACAUCACCAGGUACUACCUCUGCCUCCAGCUGAGAGACGAUAUCUUGUCUGGUCGUCUGCCAUGUUCGUUUGUCACUCACGCCCUUCUGGGUUCCUACACCGUUCAAGCCGAACUGGGAGACUUCGAACCAGACGAACACGGUCCAGAUUACGUCAGCGACUUCCGCUUCGCACCCAAUCAGACCCGAGAGCUGGAGGAGAGGGUGAUGGAGCUUCACCGCAACUACAGGGGAAUGAGUCCAGCAGAAGCAGAGGUGAACUUUCUAGAAAAUGCUAAGAAGCUGUCGAUGUAUGGAGUGGAUCUGCAUCACGCUAAGGAUUCAGAGGGAAUCGACAUCAUGCUUGGUGUCAGCGCCAACGGUCUGCUCAUCUACCGAGACCGUCUCAGAAUCAACCGGUUUGCGUGGCCAAAGAUCCUCAAGAUCUCCUACAAGAGGAGCAACUUCUACAUCAAGAUCCGCCCCGGAGAAUAUGAACAGUUUGAGAGCACCAUAGGCUUCAAGCUGCCCAACCACCGGGCUUCAAAGAGAUUGUGGAAGGUCUGCAUUGAGCACCACACUUUCUUCAGGUUGGUUUCCCCGGAGCCGCCUCCCAAGGGUUUCCUGGUGAUUGGCUCCAAGUUCCGCUACAGCGGUCGGACCCAGGCCCAGACUAGACAGGCCAGCGCUCUGAUUGACAGGCCUGCCCCGCAGUUUGACCGCUCCGUCAGCAAGAGGUAUUUACUGCCACGGAGCAUGGAUGGAGCGUCAGCUCUCGGAGACAGCAUGGACCAGCUGUCCCAGCGAAGCUCCAGCGACCGCACACAGUUCAUGUCCAGGGAAGACCUGGACCAAGAAGGCAGCCUGGACUUGGAUCAUGAUCAGUACCACUACGAUGACCAGGACCAGGAGCAGUACACGGACCAGGACCUGGAGCAGCAUCACAGUCUGGAUCAGAGGCAGGGUCGAGGCGCCAACGUCUCAACACCCACGAAGACGCUGGAGCUGAAGAGUGAGGAGGCAGGCUCGCCUCUAGACUCAAAGCCAGAGCAGUUCCUGGAUAAACCAGAGGAUGUUCUACAAAAGCACCAGGCCAGCAUCAAUGAGCUGAAGAGAGCUCUGAGGCAACCCAACAGCAAGAUGGCCCAGAGGGAGAAACGCCUCUCCUCAGCGACUCCUCCUGGGGGAACGCCCGAACGGAAACCAGAGACGCCUCCUACUCCUGCCAUCCACGAAGAACCUCUGAACGAAGCUUCAAGGGAACCAUGGGAGAGACGUCUGGGCUCAGUCUCAGAGGAUGACCAGGACCACGAGAUCCUUUACCUGAAGGAAACCCACCUGGGCAUCGAGCGGAAAUGUUCCAGUAUCACGGUGAGCUCGACAUCGAGCCUGGAGGCAGAGGUGGAUUUCACUGUCCUCACAGACCUGCAGACGGGGAUGGAGGAGUUCUCCAGGGGAAUGACUGAGCUGGGGGAGCGGGAUCUGUCUCCUGAUGGAGGUCUGUGCCUGGGUAUCGACCUGCUCCAGCAGCAGGCCCCCCCAGAACCGCCGCUCCCUCCUUUAGUGGCAGCUCCUCUGUCAAGGGGGGCCAUGAGCAGCCCCCCAGCCAAGCAAAUCCAAUCUGAGGAGGUCCGGCCUGAAGUCAAAAGGCCUGAUGUGCAGCCCGUAGUCCCCAAAAAACCAAAGAGGUCGGUUCCGGUGUCCUCGUCCAUCGACAGGGAUCAGUUUCACAGAGAUGGCGGUCGCGUGCCCAGCGUGACGCCGCUGAGCAGGGAGGCCAGCGACGUCAUGCCCACGCCGACCGUGAGGAAGACGGACGUCCGGACGGAGACCCAGCCCAACGGGUCGGAGGUCACCACCACCAUUGUGGAGUUCACAGAUCAGGAUCAUGGUAUCACGAGUCUGAGUGAGGUUUCAUAUUCUACGAGACAGAGUGUUUCCCCGGUUCAUAUGAGCAGUUUCGGAAGAGAGUCGUCAGGGUCACCGAUCCUGGAAAAUGUUACCUCAGCAACCACUCAUGUCACCAAGACGGUGAAAGGAGGAUAUUCAGAGACCAGAAUCGAGAAGAGGAUCAUUAUCACAGGAGAUGACGAUGUGGACCAGGAACAGGCUCUGGCUAUAGCGAUACAGGAGGCCAAGCAGCAGCAUCCGGACAUGCAGGUGACCAAGGCGGUGGUCGUCAGAGAAACGGAGUCGUCCACUGAGGAGCGACACGGAGCGUCAGAGUCCUGAUUUUAGUCGAGACGACAGUGCCCCCCGUUGGACUAGACGUGUCAGUGCCCGCCCGACGUGAAGUUGCCACCCACCAUCCCUCCUGAUAGACCGACUACAGCCGCCGGCGCUCACUCAACACAUGCACACACACCCCCGAUCCACCUGGACUCCUUUAAACCAUUGUAUUCAGAGCUAAUCAGCUGUUUCUUUGCAACAGGAAUCAUUCAUGUUCUGCAGAGCGGUUCGAUGCAAAAUAACACCUCCAUCUCUUUACGGACUUUGACUGGUGGACAGUACUGACCAGAAUUACAAACAUCUGGAACAACUAUAGAGAUAAUCCAAGUCAAUUCCCUGCAAACCUCUCAGGUUAGUUCUCAAAGCUCCUGUUCGACUGUUCCUAAAGGUUAAAGAAAGAGUUCAGAAGGUGUUUUUUUUUUUUUUUUGUGUGUGUGUGUUUUUUUAACUAAUAAUCUGUGCACUUUUGUCAUUUACACUGAAGAAUAUCACAAUGUUAUGAGUGAUGUUGCAUAAAGGAUAAGAGAACGUGCUUAUGGAAUGAGAAGAUUCAUGCUUUACAUUUAGCUUUGCUUCUGUAAAGAC
Molecule: messenger RNA, 3242 nt
Organism: Sphaeramia orbicularis (orbiculate cardinalfish)
Lineage: Eukaryota; Metazoa; Chordata; Actinopteri; Kurtiformes; Apogonidae
Product: band 4.1-like protein 1
Exons: 21
Coding region: 15-2660 (881 amino acids)
Biological process (GO): actomyosin structure organization; cortical actin cytoskeleton organization
Cellular component (GO): cytoskeleton; plasma membrane
Molecular function (GO): actin binding; structural molecule activity
Source: RefSeq, a predicted model, not a curated record